AUGGAGAAACUUGUUGCUUUCACCUCUUUUCUCUUGUUGCUUCAGUAUUAUGUUAUAAGCAGUUCAGCCAUGAACCAAUUUAAUAUCUCCACUGAUCAAUUAUCUCUUCUUUCCCUGAAAUCUCAAAUCAUUUCGGACCCCUUUCACUGCCUGGAUGAAAGUUGGUCUCCAGGUACAUCUAUUUGUCAUUGGGUUGGAGUCACUUGUGGCUCUCGUCACCUGAGAAGGAGAUUCUUGAAUCCUUCCAACAUGGAUCUUACAGGAGUAAUACCUAGUGAACUAGGGAACCUCACAUUUCUUGUUUCUCUUGAUUUGGUAAGCAACAAUUUCCAUGGAAAUUUGCCUCAAGAAAUGGCACACUUGCAUCGGCUUAAGUUUCUUGAUUUAAGUUUCAACAGCUUCAGCGCGGAGGUUCCCUCUUGGAUCGAAUUCAUUGCAUUUACUGGCAAUAGCUUAUCAGGAUGUCUUCCCAAUGGUUUAUGCAAUGGUCCCCCAAUACUCAGAGGGCUUUAUCUAUCCAAAAACAAGCUUCACGGUCAUAUGCCUAUAAGCUUAUCAAAUUGUUCACAACUUCAACUCUCGGGUUUAUUGGAAAAUGAGUUUGAUGGACCAAUACAUAGUGAAAUAGGAAGAUUGAGUAACUUGCAGAACAAUCUUAGUGGAUUCUUACUAUGGGAGAUUGGCAACUUAACCAAGAUGCAACAUCUACAGAUUAGUGGAAAUAUGCUUAUAGGUGAAACACCCAAAGAGAUAAGCAAACUCGUUGAGUUGGAGGAACUUAGUCUUAGGAAUAAUAGAUUUAGUGGUUCACUUGAUAUGGAGAUCUUCAACAUAUCCGGGCUUAGUGUGUUCUCAGAAGUGGAACUGCCAUUGCAGUUAAAGUGUUCAAUCUGCAACUACAUGCAGCAUUCAAGAGCUUUGAUACGGAAUGUGAAGUUCUGCGCAGCCUUCGCCAUAGGAAUCUCUUAA
Capsicum annuum is the source of this 969-nucleotide messenger RNA. RefSeq names its product receptor kinase-like protein Xa21. The record is from RefSeq and is a predicted model, not a curated record. Lineage: Eukaryota; Viridiplantae; Streptophyta; Magnoliopsida; Solanales; Solanaceae. Gene Ontology annotation, molecular function: protein binding. The transcript is spliced from 5 exons. Bases 1 to 969 code for a protein of 322 amino acids.